Molecule: messenger RNA, 1330 nt
Organism: Aspergillus ochraceoroseus IBT 24754
Lineage: Eukaryota; Fungi; Ascomycota; Eurotiomycetes; Eurotiales; Aspergillaceae
Product: putative RNA binding protein Pym
Exons: 1
Coding region: 187-852 (221 amino acids)
Biological process (GO): exon-exon junction complex disassembly
Cellular component (GO): cytoplasm; exon-exon junction complex
Molecular function (GO): RNA binding
Source: RefSeq, a predicted model, not a curated record
UUUUACGUUGCGCCGGAUUUCUCAGGAGUCGCGUUGAACGAGCAAUUCCCCUCCCACUUUCCUUUUUGCCCAUCUUCUAGAGCGAUUCUCUGUGUUUUCUCCAUCCUCACCGAUUUUCUCCGACCACCCCUUCCUAGAUAGAGUACCUCCCCGAGUACCUGCAUAAAGCCAACCCCUGCAAUAAUCAUGGCAUCACAAAACACCACCCCCAGUGCCGUCUCCUCAUCCGGAAUCACCGUCGAUGCAGUCACAGGAGAACGGUACAUUCCUUCCUCCGUCCGAGCAGACGGGUCCAAGCGUCGUGAAAUUCGCGUCCGCCCGGGAUACCGUCCACCAGAGGAUGUAGAGCUUUACAAGAACCGAGCCGCAGAGGCAUGGAAGAACCGCGGGAAGACCGGCGGAGUGCCUGGAGCCGAGGGAUUGAAAGAGCCUGAACCGACGAAACCAAGCAGCGCAGCCAGCAACAAGAAUGCGAAACGACGAGAAGCGAAAAAGAAGGCCAAGGGCACCCCCGACGGCGCCGUAGCUGGUCCCAACGGCAAGGACAUCUCUCAGAUUGACAACUGGCGGGCGUCUUCGUCUCCACCGGGCGAUAAGAAGCCAGCGGAGGGGCCAGAAGCCCCCGCAGCCGAGGUCGACCUGGAGGCAGAAAGGGAGAAGAAGGCACGCAAUCUGAAGAAGAAACUUCGCCAGGCUCGUGACUUGAACGACAAGAAAAACCAAGGCGAAGCUUUGCUUCCUGAGCAGUUGGAAAAGGUGAUCAAGAUCCAGGAACUCGUUCGCCAGCUAGAGGCGCUUGGGUUUGAUGGCAAUGGAGAGAAAACGACCACCGAGGAGAAGCCUGAGAAGUAAAUAUAUAUAUAUAUAUAUUUACGGUGAUCAGUUGCAAUCUUCUCAAGCAAACGCUAUGCCGGUAUCAUGGCAUCCUCCUCUUCCCAUUCAUGAGAUCACUACACGACAACAACCGGUGCAAAACCGCUUUCAUACAUACUUGGUUUUGGAGGCUGCCGCGCCACUGUGACAGGAUCCUGUAUCAUCCAUGAAUAUCCAGUGUCAAAAGCCACUGUUCCUCUCCUCGGAUCGUUUGCAAACCUGCAACUUACUAUUAAGACUAAAGGUAUUGGCAUUGGAGCCUCGCAAAUCGCACACAGCCAAGGGUCGCCCGCGGGAGCUGUCGCUCGACAAAGCAAAGCAAUACCGAAUCACAGAUUUAAGGCAUUGGCAAGACAGGAUUGAUGAUUGGGAUAUGUUUUUCCUAUUUACUUUCGCUAGAUCUAUUCAAACACGUACUUUUUAAAUCAAAAACCUCCACAGGAGCAUUACAGUGGGG